CUCGAUAGCCACGCUAAGCGAAACCUAAAUCUACUCCGGUACAGCUUCGCGGUGUCAAUUUGUCACGUUUCUCCCGCACCGCUCGAGGGUAUAAAAACUUUGAUCGGGGAUAGAAAAGAAACUUCAUCACCUGUCCCAGAUGACCGAGGCCUUGCGCGACCGCUGCCAAAGAUCGAAAAAUCAUUAUCUUCUCCGGAGCAUCGCGAUCAAAGAUCUUCGCUAAAUAUCCGGCUGAGCGACCGAUUGAAAUGUGGUGAUAAUUGAUAAGUCGUUGAGCGAAGUGUCUCCUGCGCUCUAACGUGGAAGAAAGAGGAAGGGAACCACGAACGAUCGGCGGGGGGUUCGAAAAGGUAUGAAGCUUUGAGAGAAACCGCGCACCAUUCGUAGAGGAUCGAUCGAUCGCCGUAUCGAAAUCGAACAAAAUCUGCAGAGCUGCGGUGCGGGUGACCGAGCGCCGUCCGAUCGAAUAUUAUACCUAUAACAGUGAUGGUGAGGAUUAUAAAUGUGCGGUAGCUCUUGUGUCGGGAUUAGCACACCGCUCGGAAAAGAAUCCGCUUUUGUCCAGAUCCUGGGAAUUCAUAAAUCGAAAUGAAGAGUGCGAUCGGUGGAUUUUUCAUCGCCCUACUCUGGAGCGAAGCUUCGAGCUACGGCCACCUACUCGAGGAAGAAAAGGAACCGACAUUUCUAACAGCUGGUGUUGGCGAUUACGUUGUUUUUAACUGCGACCUAGACUUUCCCCACGACAUCCCCAUUCCGUACAUUCUACGCUGGAAUCACGAGGGGGAGUUGGUGUAUUCUUGGUACGACGGCGUGAUCACCGGGGCGGACGAGUACGCUGGGAGAAUUCAUUUGAUCGGCGACGCCGGUGGCCGAGCGUACGGACAAGGGAGUAUCAAUUUGACAAAUAUUCGGGAGACCGAUCAAGGAUGGUAUGAGUGCAGAGUUAUAUUUCCAAAUAGGACACCGAGCUCGAGGAACAACGGGACUUGGGUGCAUCUCACGAUCGAUGGUGUGCCCACGCGGCCACCGAUUGUUACAGGCGAAAAUCUCCUGGCAAUUCCACCCAUUAAUCAAACAACGAUGGAAGGAGAUACUGCAAAUUUUGUCUGCGUCACCAAAGACACAAGUUCCGUCGUAUCGUGGUUGCGCGAGGGCGUCUCCGUCACGGAAGUCGAAGAUCUUCGUAACAGAGCAACGAUACGCAGCGAUGGGACUUUAACGAUAACGUCAACGGCCAUGGGUGACCUCGGAGAAUAUACAUGUGUCGUUGCGAACGCGAAUUCCGAGAGGCAAAGCGCUUCCGCUUUUUUGAACGUGCAAUAUAAAGCUAAGGUGAUAUACGCACCGCGAGAAGUUUACCUGCCCUACGGGAGACCGGGUCUCUUAGACUGUCACUUCAGAGCGAACCCACCCUUGACCAACUUGCGAUGGGACAAAGACGGGUUUCUGUUCGACCCGUACAACGUACAAGGUGUCUUUUACAGAAGAAAUGGGUCUCUUUAUUUCAGUAAAGUCGACGAAACGCAUUCCGGUAGCUACACGUGUACACCCUUCAAUAGCCUUGGAACUGAGGGGCCAAGCCCUUCGAUCAACGUGGUCGUGCAAAGGCCACCGGUGUUCACGGUGACUCCGCAGCACUUGUAUAUGAGGAAGUUAGGCGAGAGUCUCGAAAUUCCAUGUGACGCUAAAGACGGGGAUCAAAUGCAUCGGCCGACAAUCGUAUGGUUCAAGGACGGAACCCCGCUCCCGCUCGAUCGGACGAGUGUGAACGGGGGUAAUUUGACGAUCGAGAGGAUCCAGGAGGACGAUCGGGGCCUCUAUCAAUGCGCUGUGAGCAACGAGGCGGCUACGGUGGUUGCGGACGCUGAAUUGAUGGUCCUGAAUGUUGCGCCGAGGGCGCCCUACAAUUUAAGCGCGAACAGUAGUAGCAAUACGGUAACUUUGAGAUGGGUUCCCGGAUUCGUCAGACCCAAGAUGGAGUAUUCCGUUUGGUACAGACCAACCGAUACAUCCGAAUGGCGAACGAUGAAAAUAUUAUCACGGAAAACUACCGAAGCAACUAUCAACAAUCUGGGACCUGGAAGAGAAUACGAAUUCAUGGUUUUAAGCCAGGACAAACACGGAGAUGGAAUGUUCAGUAAAGCCCUUCGGAUAUUCACGAAACCGAGUCUCAUCGAUCAGAAUUCAGCAUCAGAGUUCAGAAGUCCGAAAGAAUCCGCAGAGUACAUGAGCGCACCUCGUAAUUUACGCGUGCAGCCGACGGUAGAAGGAUAUUUGGUAACGUGGGAGCCUCCGGAUAACGGACGAGAACAAGUGAGAAUAUACACGGUACGAUGGUUCCGAGGGCCACUGGAACACCUUUACGGGAAGGCUGAAACAACCGACACAUACUAUUUGGUGAAAACACUGGAGGAGGAAAGUUACUACACGUUUGAAGUAAUGGCGAUGUCAUUGUCCGACGACUUCGCAACGAGUGAACGUUUCGCCUUAGAAGUACCGGCGUACCGGAGAAACCGAGCGAUUUCCAUGGGAAUCGUCGCUGGAAUCGGUUUUCUUGCCGCGGCAUUGGCAGCAGUUUGGUGGGCACGGAAGAGAUUCUGCAGAGGACUAUCGAACGAGAAAUAACAACGAGAUAAAAAUUUUCGGAGGUUUUUUCAAUUAUCUUCGCUUGUUUAUUAUAUUCGCGAUAUACGAGUAUGUACUCUGGUUUCAAAAAGAAGAAAAGAACGAAUCUGAAAAAAUAUACGAAACGAAUAGAGCGGUACGAUAAUUGGAGCGGUGAAUGAGAGAAGCCUAGAAUAUUAUACAGCAGAUUUAGAGGGAGGAGAAUAGUCAUUCUUUGCAAAUACUGCAUUCGCGAAAUGUCGUCGACUGUUUCGAAACGGUGAUUCAGCUAUUGCAGGUAGAUUUCAAUGUGUUUUACUUAUGGUUUGGAGCGAAUAAGGAGUUUAGGGGAAUUCAAUGUAUAAUCGUUAGAAGUAGAUUCAUGAUUUCGAAUUAUUGCGUUUUCAUUUUAUUAUUAUGAUACAAUGGUGAACAUUAUUCAAUGUAGUUCUAAAUUGUUACACCGUAUCGUAGCCGUAUAUGAAUUUAAGUUGUCAACUAUUUUCAACAGUUGGCUGGAAAUAUUAGCUAGUAAAAGUUCUGUCGAUGUUAAAAUCGCAAUUACUAUUAAGCAGUGUAGUGUAGACGAGUAGCUGAUGACGAACAUUUUCGAGUGACACGCGUCGUUUUUGACGUCAUAUUUUGCAUGAGUAGUAGAUUAGAUAUAAUUUUAUAAUCUUGAUCGAUUUUCACAGUAGCAGCCCAAAGUCCACGAAGAGAAGAUAUCGUGUUAAAAUCGUACGAGAGUUUAUUUUACAGAUUUCUCGAUUUUAUCGAUUAUCAAGUAUCUAUAAUACAUUGUAUUGUUAGGAGAGCUUGUUUUAUCGUUCGGUUGAGAUUACCGAGUAACGGAAUUGUUACAAGUGUAAGAAUUAUAAAUUAUCGUCGGCUGCAUUAUCGAUCCAAUAAUAACGUCAAUGAUAUCGCGACAAUGUACCGCAAUGUCGGAAUGAAAUUUUUCUCUUCCCAUUGCGCUAUCAUUGACGUCAUGAACCCUGUUGUAUUUCCCAACGUAUUUACGAUGCAUAAAUUAUUACUGUAAAACUUUCA
Molecule: messenger RNA, 3654 nt
Organism: Athalia rosae (coleseed sawfly)
Lineage: Eukaryota; Metazoa; Arthropoda; Insecta; Hymenoptera; Athaliidae
Gene: bdl
Product: protein borderless
Exons: 12
Coding region: 589-2625 (678 amino acids)
Biological process (GO): cell-cell adhesion
Molecular function (GO): protein binding
Source: RefSeq, a predicted model, not a curated record